AUAAAUAUCCUUUUUUUAUUAGGAAUCUCAUUAGCCAGCGCAGAAUAAAACCGCCCCAAAGGAAAAGCAGAAGAAAGAAGAGAUCGACGAAAGAAACCCAUAGCCAUUGUUGAAGAUGGCGGCUAAAGAUGAGCGGAGAAUGUUCGUCGGAAUAGCGUGGAGUUGCGCCGCCGAGUUGAAACUCUUCCUCACCGCCCUCCUCUUCCUCUGCACCUUCGCCACCCUCCUCCAAUUCCUCCCUUCCCACUUUUUCCUCUCCCCCUCCGACCUCCGCCGCUGCCUCUCCUCCCCCACCGCCGGCGACGGCGGCGUUGUUCAACAUAAAGACAGCAACAACUCUGCCACCGGCGUUGUGACUCGGGCUUUCAACCCGUACGGCUCCGCCGCGUAUAGUUACAUCGUGAUGUCGGCCUACCGCGGCGGCCCGAGCACGUUCGCUGUCGUCGGCCUCUCGUCGAAGACGCUCCAGGUUUACGGGAACCCCACCUACGAGUGCAGGUGGGAGUCCCGCAACACUUCCACCGCCACGGUGUCGGCGGCAGGAUACAAGAUCCUCCCAGACUGGGGCUACGGCCGCGUAUACACCGUAGUGGUGGUGAACUGCACCUUCCCUGUCCUGGCCGGCGGGGACAGGGAAGGCGGCCGGCUCCUCCUCCGCUCUGGGACGGACACAUUCCCUGCGCUGGAGGAGGAGCCUGGGGCGCAGUGGGAGAUGAAAAAUGAGAAUUCAUCUGUCGCUGCGGAGCCGCAGUACGAUUACUUGUACUGCGGAUCGCCGUUGUACGGCGAUCUGAGCCCGCAGAGGGUUCGGGAGUGGCUGGCGUAUCACGUGCGGCUCUUCGGGGAGAAGUCGCAUUUUGUGAUGUACGACGCUGGCGGCGUCCACGACCGGCUGAGGGCGGUGCUGGCGCCGUGGAUCGAGAAGGGAUUCGUGACGCUGCACGACGUCCGGGAGCAGGAGAAGUUCGACGGCUACUAUCACAAUCAGUUCCUUAUCGUCAACGAUUGCCUCCAUCGCUAUCGAUUUUCGACGAAAUGGAUGUUCUUCUUCGACGUUGAUGAAUUCGUGUUCGUCCCAAAGAAAACGAACAUUGGUGCGGUCAUGGAUUCGCUCUCCGAGUACACUCAGAUCACGAUGGCGCAGAUGCCGAUGUCCGGCUCCCUCUGCCUAUCCGAGGACGCUCCGCAGCGUUUGCGGAAAUGGGGAUUUGAGAAGCUAGUGUACAAGGAUGUGAUGAGAGGUAAAAGGAGGGACCGGAAGUACGCGGUGCAGCCGCGGAACGUGUUCGCGACUGGGGUUCAUAUGACGCAGAACAUGAUUGGGAAGACGACGCACAAUACGUACGACCGCAUCGGCUACUUCCACUAUCACGGGACCAUUGCACAGCGACAGGAGCCGUGCGCCCGGUUUCUAAACGAGUCGCAAAUCACAGUAGAUGGGGUUCCUUAUGUUAUGGAUACGACGCUGCGUGAGGUGGCCGGAGCUGUCAAGAGAUUCGAACUCGAAACCAUCGGCCCUGUGUUGCAGGGAACACGCCAAUGACCAACUAAUGCAUUUUUGUUUACAUUUUUUCAUAUAAAGCAUAGAUAACAGCAAACACUCGUGUAAUUAAGUAAGACAACAAAGGGGUAUAGUUAUUAGUAA
Messenger RNA from Salvia hispanica, 1645 nucleotides. Its product is annotated as galactan beta-1,4-galactosyltransferase GALS3-like. Gene Ontology annotation, molecular function: glycosyltransferase activity. Gene Ontology annotation, cellular component: cytoplasm. The record is from RefSeq and is a predicted model, not a curated record. NCBI's taxonomy places the organism in Eukaryota, Viridiplantae, Streptophyta, Magnoliopsida, Lamiales, Lamiaceae.